UGACAGCUGGAGGAAGUACCGGUACUACUCACGAUCAGUACGAGCUCGCAUCGGAUAAAAACGAUGCACUACCGUACGAUAAAAACCAGCAGUCAGCAUCGAGCUACCGCUGGUUUUGCUUUAAUGCUGUCCAUCUAAAAAUAGCCUAUAAACCAGCGCUGAAACGCAGUAUUGUAUUCAAUGCUACAUACUAAAGUACAAAACUUUAACGGGGAGAUUCCUUGUGUUCCAUUAAUUUACCAUCAGUCGGAAGUGCCGUACCUAUGUAUCUGCGCAGACAGCACGGAAAAACUUAUUAUAAAGCAUGUUCUUCUCCAGUGCAGCAAUCAAGAUUUGUAUACCGCAAUAACUGCAUUAACAACUGAUUAUUCGAAUAAAAAUCUGAGAAUUAAUAGUGUCACUUGUUUACGAUUUGUGGAUAAACUGCGCAGAUUCACGUGUACAAGUAUAUCUAUACGAGUAUACCCGCCAAUGUCAGCCAAAAGCGAUGCAAACCUGUUUCCUGCGGAAGAAAUCCGAAACGCACUGGAAAAGCAGGAAGAAGGACGCUUCGAAGCGCUGUCAUCCCAACUGCGAGGUUCGCGGAAUAUGGUCAUCCGGCCGCUUCAGCAGGACGAUUACAAGAAGGGAUACAUGCAGUUACUGGCGCAGUGCAGUAAUGUUACGCCUAUACCGGAAGAAGUAUUUCUCCGGCAAUUUCGUCGGAUGCAAGCGCUAAAUGGAACGUUUUACGUUGUGGUCAUCGAGGACUUGGCGACCAAUAAAAUCGUGGCAACAGGCUCAUUGGAAAUUCAGUACAAAUUCAUCCACUCAGUCUCGCUACAAGGCCGCAUCGAAGACCUGAUGGUUGACCGCGAGGAAGAAAUCCAAGAUUACCGUUACCAAGACGGCAACCUGGCCAGCAUAUUAACUAACGUCUUAGUGAGUCUCGCCAAAUCCCUUGGCUGCUACAAAAUCCACGUCGACAGCCCGGAGCCGUUCGUCCGCUUUUAUAAUCAAUUCGGCUUUACAACGGAGCCUGGGAUCGACGCCCUGGUGGCCCGAUUUCUGUCCAAGACAACUCCAUAAUCAAUUUCAAGCCCAAUAUCAUUUAUGUAAUUAAUUACAGUGUUUAUAAACACUCUGAUUUAGCACAACACAGCGUUAAAAUACACUACGAUGUAAAAAUUGUGGAUAAAUUUCUAUGCAGUCUUCCUCUGCGCAUUAUACUCAGAAUAUCGAAUAAAAGCGUGGAUCCAAUGGCAGUU
This is a messenger RNA of Paramacrobiotus metropolitanus, 1247 nucleotides long. Its product is annotated as glucosamine 6-phosphate N-acetyltransferase-like. Gene Ontology annotation, biological process: UDP-N-acetylglucosamine biosynthetic process. The transcript has 2 exons. Bases 181 to 1068 code for a protein of 295 amino acids. NCBI's taxonomy places the organism in Eukaryota, Metazoa, Tardigrada, Eutardigrada, Parachela, Macrobiotidae. Gene Ontology annotation, molecular function: monosaccharide binding; glucosamine 6-phosphate N-acetyltransferase activity. Gene Ontology annotation, cellular component: endoplasmic reticulum; endoplasmic reticulum-Golgi intermediate compartment; Golgi apparatus. The record is from RefSeq and is a predicted model, not a curated record.